AUGGCAUCUGCAUUACUGAUUCUGUUGUGGGCUAUGGUGAUACUGAGAGCAGACUCACUUCCUGAUAAAAAAUCUUUACUUCUCCCACCUACCAAUUUCACCAUCAACGUUAUCGGUCUAGCCCAAGUUCUUUUGCGCUGGGAACCAAAUCCUGAUCAAGAGCCAGAGAAUGUGGAGCUAGGCUAUCACGUGAGAAUAAAUGCUCCGCAAGAAGAAGAUUAUGAAACCAGAAACACUGAAAGCAAACGCAUAACCAUUCUUCAUCAAGGCUUUUCAGCCAGUGUGCAGACCAUUCCGUGGGAUGGCCACUCCCUCCUCGCAAGCAACUGGGUUUCUGCGGAGCUUAAAGCCCCACUGGGGUCUCCUGGAACCUCAAUUGUGAAUUUAACGUGUACUACAACGACCACAUUAAAUAACUCUAAUCCGUUAAGGCCAUACCAAGUUUCUCUUUACUGUACCUGGCUCGUUGGCAAGGAUGCCCCCAAGGAUACCCAAUAUUUCCUCUACUAUAGGUAUGGUUCCUCGACCGAAGAAUGCCGGGAGUACAAGAAAGACACACUGAAGAGAAACAUCGCGUGCUGGUUUCCAAGGACUUUUAUCAGAAGCAGAGGGAGUGACUUGCUGGCGGUGCAUGCUAAUGGCUCUAGCCAAUGUGCCACAAUCAAGCCUUUUGAUCAGCUGUUUGCUCUGCAUGCAAUUGAUCGAAUUAAUCCUCCCAUGAAUGUCACAGCAGAGAUCGAAGGAACCUAUCUUUCUAUUCAGUGGGAGAAACCCAUUUCUCCCUUUCCAAUUCACUGCUUUGAAUAUGAAGUGAAGAUUUACAACGCAAGGAAAAAUUAUUUUCAGACAGAAAAAAUGACAACGAAUACAUUCAUCUCGAUAACUGAUGAUAUUUCUAAGUAUUCCAUUCAAGUGAGAGCAGCAGUGAGCUCUGUGUGCAGACAGACGGGGUUAUGGAGUGAGUGGAGCCAAACAGUAUAUGUCGGAAAUGAUGAUCAGAAGCCCUUCACAGAAUGGUUUCUCAUCGUGCUUGUGGCAACCAUCUGCUUCAUCCUGUUAAUUUUCACUCUCAUCUGUAAAAUAGGUCACUUAUGGGCCAGGCUGUUUCCACCGGUUCCGGCACCGAAAAAUAGUCUUAAAGAUUUCCUUGUAAUCGUCAGCCCUGAGAAAACUGUUUCCAGUGAAACAGAAAUUGAAGUCAUAAGUUACGUGGAAGAGUCUGGACUUGAGACCCUGGAAGAUUCUGUGUUUUGA
Messenger RNA from Enhydra lutris kenyoni (northern sea otter), 1254 nucleotides. RefSeq names its product interleukin 5 receptor subunit alpha. The transcript has 10 exons. NCBI's taxonomy places the organism in Eukaryota, Metazoa, Chordata, Mammalia, Carnivora, Mustelidae. Gene Ontology annotation, biological process: cytokine-mediated signaling pathway; immunoglobulin mediated immune response. Gene Ontology annotation, cellular component: membrane; external side of plasma membrane. The record is from RefSeq and is a predicted model, not a curated record. Gene Ontology annotation, molecular function: protein binding; cytokine receptor activity. The coding region runs from base 1 to 1254 and encodes 417 amino acids.